AUGACCUCCCGAACUCUCCUCAACAUUGAUCAACUCAGUACCCCAAUCAAAUCUGUGGUUCAAAUUAAGACAUAUGGUCGAAGACGAGAGGAAUACAGAAAGACAGACUCCUCUUUCUCACGACCCGAAUAUGGUAGUGUCAAGGGUAGCAGCUUGCCAUACCUUGUUUUAGCACAGCAAUAUCAGCUGCGACACCAAAAACUCAAAGGAAUAACAAUGGCCAACCAAUCAGACUCGGAUAGAACCAAAAAGAAACAGGAAAACAAAAACUAUUCUGGUGCACUAACUGGAUCAUACAACUCACCAGCACAGCACCCACUGGGUGGUUCCCAAUAG
Molecule: messenger RNA, 336 nt
Organism: Dovyalis caffra
Lineage: Eukaryota; Viridiplantae; Streptophyta; Magnoliopsida; Malpighiales; Salicaceae
Source: the annotation of a GenBank genome assembly